Prunus armeniaca (apricot) is the source of this 1638-nucleotide messenger RNA. Lineage: Eukaryota; Viridiplantae; Streptophyta; Magnoliopsida; Rosales; Rosaceae. The record is from the annotation of a GenBank genome assembly.
AUGGCGUUCCCGAAGGUGGUCAUUGAGAGAGAAACAGACUCUGAGCAAAGCUCAUCCGAAGAAGACGAAGCAGGCGUAGAACAAGAGGAAGAGGAGGUGUUGGAGAGCGAAAAUGAAGGGAAAGUCGAAGAGGCUUUGGAUGAAAAGAAGAAAGGGAAAGCACCCAUUACGAUUAGUCUGAAGAAAGUUUGCAAAGUGUGCAAAAAGCCUGGACAUGAAGCUGGUUUCAAAGGGGCUACUUACAUUGAUUGCCCAAUGAAACCUUGCUUUCUUUGUAAAAUGCCUGGCCACACUACAGUGGCAUGCCCACACCGAGUGGCUACUGAGUAUGGGGUCGUCCCAGCACCCCAUAAAAGUACCCGGAACGCGUUGGAGUAUAUGUUUGAACGCCAGAUUAGACCUCGUGUUCCUCCAAUCAAGCCAGCAUAUGUAAUCCCAGAUCAAGUAAGUUGUGCGGUUAUCAGAUAUCACAGUAGACGGGUAACUAGCUUGGAGUUCCAUCCAACAAAAAAUAACAUUCUUUUAUCUGGGGAUAAGAAAGGGCAACUUGGAGUCUGGGAUUUUGUCAAAGUACACGAAAAGAUUGUUUAUGGAAAUGUACACUCAUGUAUACUCAACAACAUGAAGUUUAAACCUGCAAGUGAUGAUACAGUCUAUGCUGCAUCCUCAGAUGGAACUAUUAGUUGCACUGAUUUGGAGACUGGAAUUUCAGUAUCUCUGAUGAACCUUAACCCUGAUGGAUGGCAGGGGAAAAACAGCUGGAGGAUGCUUUAUGGCAUGGAUAUCAAUGCAGAAAAAGGUGCUGUGCUUGUUGCUGAUAACUUCGGUUUUCUGUACUUGGUUGAUACUCGCUCAAAUGACCCAACUGGGAAGCCAAUUUUGAUCCAUAAGAAAGGUAGCAAAGUUGUUGGACUCCACUGCAAUCCUGUUCAACCAGACCUUCUCCUGAGUUGCGGAAAUGAUCACUUUGCUCGAAUAUGGGACAUUCGUCGAAUCGAAGCUGGUUCUUCCAUUUAUGACCUUUCGCACAGCCGUGUUGUUAACUCUGCAUAUUUUUCUCCAGUAUCUGGCAGCAAAAUUCUUAGCACUUCACAGGACAACCGUCUUCGUAUAUGGGACUCCAUAUUUGGCAAUAUGGAUUCACCAAGCCGAGAGAUUGUACACAGUCAUGACUUUAAUCGCCAUCUGACUGCUUUCAAAGCUGAAUGGGAUCCAAGGGACUCGUCAGAGUCCCUUGCAGUUAUUGGUCGUUAUAUAAGUGAGAACUAUGACGGAGCUGCCUUGCAUCCCAUUGAUUUUAUAGACGUCAGCACAGGACAACUAGUUGCUGAGGUCAUGGAUCCAAACAUCACUACAAUCAGUCCAGUGAAUAAGCUACAUCCGCGUGAUGAUGUUUUGGCAUCUGGUAGUUCAAGGUCACUUUUCAUUUGGAAGCCGAAGGAGAAGUGCGAGCCGGUGGAACAGAAGGAUGAAGGGAAGAUUGUUAUUUGUGCUGGAGCUGAGAAGAAGCGGAACCGGAAGCUUGGGGACGGAAGUGAUGAUUCUGAUGAUGACAAGUUCUGCCCCAAGGGCAAGAAUUUAAAGUCCAAAAAAUCUGCUUUGAAAUCAAGUCAAUAUACUAUUAAGGUUAAACGCUGA